Messenger RNA from Ochotona curzoniae (black-lipped pika), 4951 nucleotides. RefSeq names its product mitogen-activated protein kinase 1 interacting protein 1 like (gene MAPK1IP1L). NCBI's taxonomy places the organism in Eukaryota, Metazoa, Chordata, Mammalia, Lagomorpha, Ochotonidae. The coding region runs from base 138 to 866 and encodes 242 amino acids. The transcript is spliced from 4 exons. The record is from RefSeq and is a predicted model, not a curated record.
GCGCUCUGCUGGUGCCGCCGCUGCUCCCGCCGCCGCCGCUGUGUUCAGUCCGGCUGAGCUCCGUUGGUCAGCCUUCAGGUCCCUCGGGCCCAUCGUCGACUCUAGACUCUGCUGUGCGCUCCAAUCCGGCCAGAAAGAUGUCUGAAGAGUUUUCGUUGGCAGACGCACUGCCUGAGCACUCUCCUGCCAAAACCUCUGUGAGCAGCACCAAGUCUGCCCAGGCGCAGGGCUGGCCGGGCUCCAGUCCCUGGAACACCCCGAGUGCUCCGCCUUCUGUGCCAUCGGGACUCCCGCCAAGUGCAACACCCUCCACUGUGCCUUUCGGACCAGCACCAACAGGAAUGUAUCCCGCUGUGCCUCCCACUGGACCACCUCCCGGGCCCCCAGCCCCCUUUCCUCCUUCUGGACCAUCAUGUCCCCCACCUGGUGGUCCAUAUCCAGCCCCAACUGUGCCAGGCCCUGGGCCCACGGGGCCAUAUCCUACACCAAAUAUGCCCUUUCCAGAGAUACCUAGACCAUAUGGUGCGCCCACAGAUCCAGCCGCAGCUGGUCCUUUAGGUCCAUGGGGAUCCAUGUCUUCUGGACCCUGGGCACCUGGCAUGGGAGGGCAGUAUCCUACCCCUAGUAUGCCAUAUCCGUCCCCAGGGCCAUAUCCCGCUCCUCCUCCCCAGGCCCCAGGAGCAGCACCACCUGUUCCGUGGGGUACUGUUCCGCCGGGAGCUUGGGGACCACCAGCACCAUAUACUGCCCCUGCAGGAUCGUAUCCUACACCAGGACUGUAUCCUUCGCCCAGUAAUCCUUUCCAAGUGCCUUCAGGACCUUCUGGUGCUCCGCCGAUGCCUGGUGGCCCCCACUCUUACCAUUAAGUUAACAGUGGCUGAAGAGAUGAGGCUUUGCUCUUGGAAGCACCUAUAUGGACACAGAAUGCGUGUAUGCCGUUUGCUGGUUUCAUUAUCCUUCGAGGGCAUUCAUGAUGGAACAACGUGCACCUCUCAGAAGUACUUGGAUGUGCAGUGCAUCAAAUGGAACAAUCAUACUACGAGUCAAUCAUUCAGAUGUGAUUUUAAUUUGGUUUUCAUGUAAAGUGAUUAAAUGUUAAUUCAUUGAUACAAUUUGUUUGAAUUAUGAAGCAGUUGAAAGAUUUAAAAUGAUGUGGAUUGUUAGAACCUGCAACCUCAUUGGCAAAUUUCAAGUAUUUUCUAUAGUCACUUUUCCUCCCUAAGUAAACUUGGAAACAGUCACGUUAUAAUGUAAACAAAUGAUGACUCUCACCAUUUAGAGCUGCCCUAUCUACAGGAUAAAUAAAUGUAGUCAUCUUGAGGUUAUGUGUUAGAUAUUCAUUUAAGACUGUCAGUGAUUGGUGUUGAAUGUUGAGUGCAUAGCCAGCCAGUAUUCAUUUUUUACCUUUGAGCUUAUAGCACCAACUUGUGGUUUAUUUUUAGCCAUAAGGGUCAUACAGCACUAAAAUCUGUCAUUUAUGACAAUUGACUUUUUUCUUAACCCAAGUCCACUUGUAUGUAGGUGAUGCUCUUAGAGAAUGGAUGCUCUCUUUAUUGCUUUAGGGUGGGUUAUGAGACGUGAGAUAACGCUUUGGAAAGAGCUCAAGGACAGACGUCAUUGACUCCUGUUGGGAACCUCAAGCUAGAUAACCCCUAGAAUGGCUUCCUUGCAGAGGCAGCUUUGCUGUGGAGCUGGUGGCUCCCCAUCGCUCAGUCCUGACCAGAAGGGCAUCCUACCUGCAUACUCUAGGAGUAGAAGAGUCUGUCCUGCAAACACAGAGCAGGCUUACAUUCAGAGAACUGGAGUCACACACACGUGAUGGUGACUGCUCUCUACAAGUGGGCAUCAGAAAUCUGUCCGAUUAAGCAGUGUCAUUGUCUCCUGCAUAAUUUCCUGGAUCUGCUUGUAACAUGCUUAAGUCUGAAGUUCAGUUCUGUGUUUGUUGACAGGUACCUAAGUGAAACAAGUGCCAUCUUGGAAAAAACAACAUCUAGCCCUAAUGCUGACCAUAAGAACUUCUAGAUCACUGCAAGGGAGUUUAAAGCAGUGUUACUGUAUUGCUUAAAUAUUAGGCAUUGUUUAAAAGCAUCAUAACAACACUGAUUUUGGCACCUUACCUUUGAAAUCAGAUUCUUAGAUUUCCAAAGGACCUGAGCUUAUGUAUCAAAGAAUAUUUUGAAAUUUUGAAUGUGUCAUUGGAUUUCUAAAGUGUAUUUUGAAAGUUUUCAGAUCAAUGUAGGAAAUAUUUAUGCCGGAACUCUGCUUUUCCUGAGAAAGAAAGUAUUCUCAAGUUUAAUUCUUCUGUAAUUAAAAUAUCAAGAAUGCCAACUGCUGCCAACUUUAUGUUUUGUUAGCUACCUCCUUUUAAAAACAAGAUGGUCACUUUUGAGAGGCACUUUGAGCAUUCAAGCCUCAUUUAUUUUAGGGAGCUGAUAGGUUCAGGCUUUCGGGGCUGACAAAAGUAAGGACUAAUUUAACUUUCCAGAUUAGAAAAUGUGGCAAGAGUGUCUUUGUUUCUUUCACUUUGCAAGGACAGGUGGGAUCUGUGGAGUCUGUUGUCAAAGUGCCCUCCGGCACACGAGGCAGGCAGCCUGGGUAUGCCACCCUACAGCAGCAGCCAGUGCCAGAAUGGAAGGAAGGGAUGAUGGGGAAGUGAGGCAGCAGUGGGGCUUUCUUUCUGUGGUUAUUCUGGCUGCCCUGUACCGGCUUCACAUGCAAUAUUAUAACACUAGAAAGAUUCUAUUUUGACUAAAAAGAGAUGACAAGUGUAUGUAAGGUCUGUAGCUGGGUAGUCCAUUGGUAAGAAAAAAUGUUUUGCUAAAGGAUUUGAAGGUCUGUAAAUACAAGAUUUUGAGAUUACAACUCACAACAAUAGAAUAAAUUGCUAGUGGCCCAUUCUGCUCUCGGUGUUCUGUAAACUGCCAUUUGGACGAACCCUUUGCUUUCAAAGACUUUAUAAAUGGUAGUUGGUAGAUUUUUUUUCAGUGUCAAAGAUAUAAAUCAAAGGGAUAAUACAAUUCACUUUUAUAUUCUUUUUAAUUUUAUGGGACAGCAUUUCUCCAGUUGUCGUGGGUGCUGGGAGCCACAAGUGUUAUUAGAUUCAGGAUGGAAAUAAAAGCAGUGGUUUCACCAGAUAAAUGGGAAAGCCGCAAGGGCGGGAGUUUUCUCCCCUUUGUACAAAAUAAUUGCAGUGCUUUAAAGGUAGGUCAGGCUGGGCUGAGGUCAGUUUAAGGAAGGGCUGCCUGUUCCUCUGGAGUAUGCUGAUAGUGUAGAUAGUUGAGAGGUGGUCGGAGAUAGUAUUUCUGAAUUCGAAUGUUAGGUCUUGAAAUGCUGAAUCCCCAAAAUGACAAACUAAUGAAACACAGAGCUCAGGUCCUCAUUCACAUGAAGUUGUCAAGAACCAAAUGCUCCUUGGCAGAGGAGUGUGCCCUGCGUUAGCUCCACUGCCACCUCUCUGUGCAUUUGAAAACACUAUUUUUGGCUCUGUUUUUGUACAAAGUGAUGUGCUGAAUAUUUCAGAAUUAAACAGUUGCCACUAUUUAGUUAAGCAAAGACCCUCCUUUUUUUUGGUCCUUUUUACUAUUAAUUGUCUUCAGAAGAGAGAGCUUACUAGCAGGGCAGAAAAGAAAAGGGGGGUGAAUUUUUGUCCUCAGUCACACCACUAUAAUGGCUGUUGGAAUAUUUUCUAGAGAAGUCAGCAUGCUGGUGAUAACCUCUCCCACAAAACAGUAGUGCUACCUAUUGUAUUCAAAUGUAUAUAGCCUUUGAAACUAGAUUGAAGUAGCUCUGCCCAAAGCUUCCCCUGAAAGACUGUGCCUAGUUUUGCAUAUCAAGCAGUUGCCUAUGCUUCUAAAGUUAGUGCCAAUGUCUCCCUCACCCUGAGUGAUGUAAGCUCUGUCAGAUGCCAGCAUCAUAGACUGCAGAAGUUACAACUCUGGCCAAUUGAACUUCAGCACAGAACUUCCCAAGUUUUUGAAAGCAUAACCCUAAAUUCAUAUGACUCACAUUGACUACCCUGUACUAUGCAUACAAAGUGGUGGGUGGCUUUCAGGGACAACUAGUUAAAUUAAUAAAGCAAUAUUUAUUGUUGGAAGACAGAUGCUGUUCUUUUCGUUUUCAGAAUUUCUGCCAAGCAAAACAAAAAUUGUCAGGAAACAAAUCAGUGUUAAAUGCCAUGCCAGCUUCCGGCUGUGGAAAACAUCAGAAAGAUUACUUUGGUUCAGUAGUGGCUGAACUGUUGACACAGGCGCUAUACCACAUCAGAGAGGUGAGAGUCCCGUCCUUAAGAGCCUUGUAGCCUAGAAGUGACAUUACAGGUGCCCGGGAAACACCACUUAUUCACCUAGAUAAACAUUGUAGGCUUGCUGGUGGGAAUUCCAGACCAGCCUGCGGGCGUUUGUAAAGGGUACAACGGGGGUCUACCUUUUGACUUUUUUUUUUUUAACUACAAAGUGAAUGAUGUUCGAGACUGUAGUGUUGAUCAUUGCGACUAUUCAAGUGUGCAAAGCAGUGGGACAUUUUCCUCCUCACUUCCCCAAUAGAGGCACUUUCACUGCCUGUCACUGAUUAGCAGAUAACUGGUUUGUUGCCAUUAAAUAAACUUGACUUCUUAACGUGUGUUCUAUAAAGGUUUUUGUAAUUUUUCUUGAAAUUGUGAUCUUUCCAUUGACUUAAUGACAAAUUUAAUGUAUGUAAUUGUCUAUGCAUUUUAAGUUAAAUUGCCUAAAAUGUGAUUUGAGACCUAUACAUUUGUAUUAUGAACUGUAAAAAAAAAAAUCUGUUUGAGAUACUAGGUUUUAUCACCUGCUGCUGUAUUUGUAAACAAAGACAAAUGUUGCUUUAAGAAAUAAUUAUGAUUAGGAAUAGGCUAUGGAUGUGAUACUUGAUAUUUUUUAAGAUAAACUUGUUUGCUUUUGUGUAUUAUAUCUGAAAACUUUUUUUAAAAAAUGUA